CAUGGGGAGGAACGAGGAGGAGGAGGAGUUUCCGGAGUUUCAAGAAGGCGCGUUUGAGGUAGCGGAACAUGUUUCAUUCAAGAAGAGAAACCGCCAAACGCGGCGCGGUUUCUCGGCGGCUGGUGAAUGAGGAGAUGCUGAAUGAGUAUAUUCAAGAAGGUGGUAUUGAUUCACAUACAAUGAGGGAUUUGGUAGCUUCGAUUCGCGUUGUUGGCACUGAAGAUUUCGUUUGUGAAGAGUGGGUGGAAGAACCAACUCUGCUCGUUACGAGAUUCGAGUAUGCGAAUAUGUUCCAUGCCGUGACAGAUUGGUACAGCGCUUACGUUUCCUCUAGAGUCACCGGUUUACCUAACCGGCCUCACGUUGUUUUCAUUGAUGGAAAUUGCACGGUAUUCUCCUCUUCGUUUCAUUUGCCUAAACCAUCUUUGGAGUAUCAUGCGAUGCAUCUGGCGAAUUCACGGGCUGAUCCUACGGCUGUGAUUGAGAAGCUAAAGGAGAUAAUGAAGAGUUUUGGCUGCUGAAAAAGGAAAAAAAAAAUUUGGUUUGUGACCUGUGAGUUUCAAGCCUUAGCGGGCACGGGAUGAUUUUUGGUUUGUUUUAAGGGUCUAAUACUGAUUUUAAGCUGAUCUAAGAAGAAGCCUGUAACUCGACAAAAGGUUUUGGGUAUAAUUUGUUACAAAGCUCUGAACUAUUGUAACUAGCAUAUUAUGCUAUGUUUGUCUAACACCUACGUUGUUUAAAAUGGUAGUCUUCUUAAUCCCAAGAUAUUUAUGUUCUAAUAUCUGCAUUUUAUAGUUUUAUGACCCUAUAUACUAGAUAUUUCUUUUUUUUUUUUUCCGUCAAUAUUUCAUUAAAAUAGAAAGGGCCCAGCCCAAAAAUAUUACAGGAUAAUAGGCCCACAGUCCAGUUACCACAACUUGCCAAACCCUAGAGAAACCGGCCCACAGGCCCAUAAACCCAAACCCCGACACAGCCCUAACCCAGGAACCCUUGUCGGCUUAACCUAAUCACGCCUCCUCUCAUCCCGGCGGUUACCGUCGAACGGCUCUCAACCGUCGCGCUUGUCACGGAGAGCAACAGCGGACUAACCGCAAGCUCAUCCCAAUCAUCAACUAGCCUACUGGGCAUAAGAAGCCCGAGUCUCAAGAACACUGCUUUCCUUCUCCUGUCGUCGUCUCCAUCGAUGGAGAGCUUCAUCGGCUACCGAUAGCUCAUCCCUUCAAAUCCGAACAACCAUCCUAACGACAAGAACCACACCGCAAAUUUCACCCAAUACAAACAAAAAAAGACCA
Brassica napus (rape) is the source of this 1292-nucleotide messenger RNA. RefSeq names its product beta-1,2-xylosyltransferase-like. The record is from RefSeq and is a predicted model, not a curated record. The transcript is spliced from 2 exons. Bases 69 to 521 code for a protein of 150 amino acids. Lineage: Eukaryota; Viridiplantae; Streptophyta; Magnoliopsida; Brassicales; Brassicaceae.